AUGACCCAAGAGUGACUGUGGCAGGUCAUAGAUCCAUCACUGGGAGGCCCUUGCACCCUCUCAGCUCUGCUCUGCAGUUCAGCUGCAGCCGUUGUACUACUGAAAUGGCUGGGACAUAGGCAGAUCCAGCAGAAGAUGGAGGAGGCGAGGAGGAAACGGGAUGUGUCCCUGGAGCAAAUGGAGAAGGCAGCUCACAGGUUUAAGCAAGAGAAUGCAGGCACUCAGACGCACAUCUUCUCACUGCUGAUGGUGGAGCUGGUGGAGAAGCUGAAUGAGGGGUCCCUGUCCCCAGAAAGUGUCCUCUACUCCUACACAGGCAAAGUGAACGCUUUGGAGGUGACUCGGGAGGUGAACUGCGUGAUAGACUUCAUUCAUGGCUGUGAUGAUCAGCUCCAGAAACUGAAGAAGAAGGGGCUGCUCUACGGCAUUCCUAUUAGCAUCAAGGAUCACAUUAACUGCAAGGGCCACAUCUCCUCUGGAGUGAUGGUGAAGUUUCUCGGCCAAGUGAAGGAAAAAGACAGUGUCACCAUCCAGGUUCCAAAAAUCCAGGGGGCAAUCCCCUUCAUUAAAAGCAACAUCCCACAGAUGAUGAUAAACUAUGACUGCAGCAACCUCAUCUUCGGCAUGCUGAACCCUCUCAACCACCAGAAGAGCCCCGGGGGCUUCUUGGGAGGGGAGGGAGCUCUGAUCGCAGGGAAAGGCUCCAUCCUGGGCAUCGGGUUGGAUGUAGUUGGCAGCAUCUGCCUGCCAUCCAGCUUCUGCAGGCUGCGUGGGCUCAAACCCACAGGCAACAGGAUCAGGUACAUCCCAACAUCUGUCCUCUUCUUCCACUCACCGUGGUGGCUGGACAGGGAUGCUGGAGCUGAUGGCGAGAGACAUGGACAGCCUGGCCUUCUGCAUGCGCUGCUCUGCGAGGAGAUGUUCUGGCUGGACCCCACCAUGCCCUGCCCACCCCGUCCUUUGAUGAGGAGCGACAUCCAGAACAAUCUUGUUGGCUCCAGCCUGGCCCAGUCCCUCAAGGAGCUGAUUUCUCCUGAUCGGAAGAAUUCACCCCUCACACCUUUAAUUACAGAGCCUGAUUUAACAGUCACUGACCUAAGAAAUCACUGCCCUUUGCCAUUAGCUCUCUGCUUCUACCAUCUGAUCGUGUCUUUCUGCCUCAGAGGGAUGGUUUUCUUGCAGCUUGUCCCCGUUGCACCACCCAAGAUUGACUAUAUGGCAGAUGAGCUGUUCACCAGAGAUUUUAAAGGAGACAUCAUGGAUCCUAACCUGAAAUCCCAGUUCAAUACUUACAGGCUUCCUGCUCCAGUGAAAAGGAUCUUGGCUAUUAUUUUGAAACCCCUAUACCUACGAAUCGCUUGGGAUCUCAGCGCGCUCUGUGGAGUGGGGUCUGCCAAAAACCUCUGGGAUCAGCAUGGAGCAGUGGCGGUUUACUGCACUAAAUUCAUUGCCAAAUGGAGGAAGCUAAGGCUGGAUGUGAUUCUUUGUCCUGCGCUGGGGCCAGUCUUUAACCAUGGCUACGCUGGGAAGCUAUCUGCUGCAACCUCCUAUACCAAUUUAUACAAUGUCAUAAACUUCCCUGCUGGUGUGGUGCCAGUCAGCACAGCCACAAGAGCUGAGGAAGAACUGAAGCAUUACCAAGGGCACUACAGAGACCCGUGGGAUAAGAGGCUGAAAGACGCUGUGGAAGGAGCUGUGGGGCUGCAGGUGGCCAUCCAAUGUGUGGCUCUGCCACGGCAGGAGGACCUGUGCCUUAGCUUCAUGAAGGAGGUGGAGACACUUGCCCACAGCAUGAAGAGAAAUGUGUGA
This is a messenger RNA of Harpia harpyja (harpy eagle), 1809 nucleotides long. RefSeq names its product vitamin D3 hydroxylase-associated protein-like. The record is from RefSeq and is a predicted model, not a curated record. Gene Ontology annotation, biological process: fatty acid catabolic process. Lineage: Eukaryota; Metazoa; Chordata; Aves; Accipitriformes; Accipitridae. Gene Ontology annotation, molecular function: amidase activity; fatty acid amide hydrolase activity.